This is a messenger RNA of Colletotrichum higginsianum IMI 349063, 1134 nucleotides long. RefSeq names its product Beta-eliminating lyase. Gene Ontology annotation, biological process: L-threonine catabolic process; glycine biosynthetic process. The record is from RefSeq and is a predicted model, not a curated record. NCBI's taxonomy places the organism in Eukaryota, Fungi, Ascomycota, Sordariomycetes, Glomerellales, Glomerellaceae. Gene Ontology annotation, cellular component: cytosol. Bases 1 to 1134 code for a protein of 377 amino acids. The transcript is spliced from 2 exons. Gene Ontology annotation, molecular function: L-allo-threonine aldolase activity.
AUGCCUAACACUGAGCAUAACCCUGUGCUCUGGGGAUCCCCUCAAGGGACUGGUUCGGCUUUUGACUUCAGAAGUGAUGUGAUAACAACUCCCUCCCAAGGCAUGUUGCUUGCGAUCGCUCGAACCACGCUUCACGAUGACGUGUACGGCGAGGACUUGACGACGCGAACCUUUGAAGAGGAGAUGGCAAAGAUAUGCGGGCACGAAAGCGCAGCGUUCGUCCUCUCGGGAACGAUGGCCAACCAGCUUGCACUUCGCUCCCUCCUCCACCAACCUCCCCACGCCAUUCUCGCUGAUGCCAGUGCCCACAUCAUCCAGUGGGAAGCGGGAGGGAUCGCACACCUGUCCGGGGCCGUGACCCAGGGGAUCCGUCCACAGAACAGGCUCUACAUCACCCUCGACGAUGUUAAAAAACACGCUGUCAUCACAGAUGAUGUACACAAGUGUCCGACACGGGUGAUUAGCAUAGAGAACACUUGUUCAGGGGUGGUAGUGCCUCUGGAGGAGCUGCAAAGAAUCAAGGAGUGGGCGUCAGCGCACGGCAUCGCCGUUCAUGUGGACGGGGCACGGUUGUGGGAGGCCGUCUCGGUGGGAACAGGCGGCUUGAAUGACUUUGGCAGGUGCUGUGAUGUGUUAACACUGGACUUCAGUAAAAAUCUAGGCGCACCUAUGGGUGCCAUGGUUCUCGGCCCCUCUGAGCUGGUCGGUCGAUUGCGACGGCUGCGUAAGAGCAUCGGCGGCGGUAUGAGACAGGCCGGCGUCCUCGUUGCCGCAGCACGACAGGCCGUUGUCGAGAACUUUGGACUUGGGCCUCGAGAUUGUCGAGGGGUGCUCGAGACCAGUCGGACCAUGGCAGAAGAGGUUGGACGGAUGUGGGUGAUGAGAGGAGGAACAGUGCUAAAGCCUAUCGAGACCAAUAUGGUGUGGCUGGACCUCGGAAGAUGCGGUAUUCAAACAAGCCAGUGGAAUGAGAUCGGGAGACAGCACGGUAUCAAGCUUGAUGGGAAGAGAGUCGUGCUGCAUCAUCAGAUCAGCGACUUGGCAAUGAAGCGCUUAGGCGCAGUGAUGGACGAGGUGCUAGGUCGCGUUGGACACCCAUUAGUGUCGGGUGCCGUGCCGAAAGCUCGACUGUGA